AUGAUACGUGCACGGUUACUACCACUUUUACAAAAUGAAUAUUCCAUGUUUAGACCCGUUUUAUCAUCCACUUUUCACACGUCACAAAUUGAUAACAGAAAGUGUUGUAGAAGGGAGCAAGAGAAAAGUUGUGAACCUGUAUCUGUAGCUGUUAUUUUAUGCGGGUGCGGUUAUCUAGAUGGUACCGAAAUUUCGGAAGCCAUAUCGUCGACGAUACAUAUCUACCAGAAAGAUAUGGUGCCACACUUUUACGCGCCGGAUGUAGACAUUUGCGAAACUGUCGAUCAUUUCACUAAACAACCAGAUACAAACAGUCCAUCCAGGAACGGACUAGUCGAAGCUGCCAGAUUGGCUAGAUCGAGCAUUAAACCGCUAUGCGAAUGUGAAGCUUGCAUGCACGGGGCACUCGUUCUCCCUGGAGGAUUUGGUGCGGCAAAGACAUUGAGCAAUUUCGCAGCAAAAGGCGCCGACUGUACGAUACUUCCUGAUUUGGAAAAGCUUAUCGAAGACUUUUACUGUGGGAAGAAGCCAAUUGCAUCGAUGUGCAUUGCAAGCGUUCUUGUGGCGAGAGUACUAAAGGGUGUUAAAAUUACACUUGGAAAAGAUUCACCAGCACAAGAUUGGCCGUACGCCGAUGCUAUUAAGAAAGCAAAAGACAUGGGAGCCAGGAUAGAAAUGAAAAAUGUGAAGGGAGUAACGAGAUGUAAAAAAUACAAUGUCGUUAGUACACCAGCCUGGAUGUAUAAACCUGCGUCUUAUUUAGAUGUCCAUAAUGGCAUAGGGAAAUUAAUUACUACGUUGAAGAAAUGCAUCAAUUGACAACGAUGUCUCGGUGUUCUAUUCGAUAUCAUAUUAAGCUUUUAAUCGCUUAAGUGAAUUACAAAUAUCCCGAUUAUCGUGAAGUUUCAUUUUUCUAUUUCUUUUUAAGUAC
Molecule: messenger RNA, 931 nt
Organism: Bombus pyrosoma
Lineage: Eukaryota; Metazoa; Arthropoda; Insecta; Hymenoptera; Apidae
Product: ES1 protein homolog, mitochondrial-like
Exons: 4
Coding region: 1-819 (272 amino acids)
Source: RefSeq, a predicted model, not a curated record